Rubroshorea leprosula is the source of this 861-nucleotide messenger RNA. NCBI's taxonomy places the organism in Eukaryota, Viridiplantae, Streptophyta, Magnoliopsida, Malvales, Dipterocarpaceae. The record is from the annotation of a GenBank genome assembly.
AUCUCACCACACCAGUCACCGCCUCAUCACCUCUGGCAAAGCAGCCUGAUCUCCUUGCUCCACUUCCGUCAAGAUCUCACCACCAAUCACCGCCUCAUCUAGUCAUCUCUUUCGCUAAAUAAAAGCAACAAAGCAGCCCAACCGACUCUUGAUGACCACAUGAAUCAAAUGGUGGAUCUCGUUCAAAAGCUCUCUUCGAAGCUUCACUCGGGCCUCCGACUAGCCUACGACAAUUUCAUGGGAUUCUUCCAUGCGAUCAAUUGGAAGGGGCUAAUCAGGGGGAAGGGAUGGAAGUAAAGGUAAACCAGAAAGAAGAAGGAGAUGUAAAAAAGCAACAUGAGGUGGAGGGAAGCCAAGCAGGAAUAAUGGCAAGCCAAACUCCAAAUUCAGAAUCUGCGUUCAAAUUUGAUGACAGUGGUUUUAUUGAUGUUCCGGUAUUAUACUGUGCUGAGAAGGAGUUUAAAAAUCUGUUAUGGAGCAAUCAAGGAGCAAUGACUUCUGCAGCGAACCAGAAUGAGACGGUAAUGCCAGGAUACAAGGAAGACAUUGGAAAUGAUUGUCAAACAAGCUGGAAGAGCAGUGAGUUAGAUGAGCUAAAUGCAACCAAAUUAGCCUUGGAAACCAUGGAAGCUCAGUUUAAUGCGACCAAACAAGCAUUGACAAUCAUGGAGGCAAAGCUUGACAGUAUGAUUGAGAUUGAGAGGCAGAAUCGAAAACUGCUUCAAGCUUUAAAUAAUGGCCCCAAGAAUCCAACUCCCUCAAAGUAAUCCAUCCCAAAGUAUUUACAGAAGCAUCAAUUUGAUUUCGAAUAACUAGUUUGGUUAUAGUUGCUAAUGAUCUAAGUAAAAGUAGUAACCUCUU